Messenger RNA from Haliotis rufescens (red abalone), 7538 nucleotides. RefSeq names its product cyclin-dependent kinase-like 4. The transcript has 10 exons. NCBI's taxonomy places the organism in Eukaryota, Metazoa, Mollusca, Gastropoda, Lepetellida, Haliotidae. Gene Ontology annotation, biological process: protein phosphorylation. Gene Ontology annotation, molecular function: ATP binding; cyclin-dependent protein serine/threonine kinase activity. The coding region runs from base 658 to 1947 and encodes 429 amino acids. Gene Ontology annotation, cellular component: nucleus. The record is from RefSeq and is a predicted model, not a curated record.
GGGUAUACAGGGGAUAGUCCAGGAGGCUACCCAUAUCUAUCGCACAGCCGUAGCGAUAGCCGCCAGGUUAUCUACCCGUACCCCGACCGCGCGCGUCAAGGUAGUCGUGGGCAAACAGAUUUAUUGAGGGAUAUGUGUUAGAUUUUAAAGGAUUCGUGAGAGGGACACUUUGUUGACAAGGUCCCAUGUUGGCAACACUUGCUUGUUACCUGUUGUAUGGAUAACAAUCUGUGAGAGGAUCAACGUUUUUACAGGUUAAAUUUCAGAUGUCAUGACCGGCUUUCUUCUCUUUGAAUUGUGAAGUAAUUCAAGUGUUUGACGUGAUUGCAUGACAUACAAACAUAAUUCUUUACAGUUCUUGCCAACGAACAAGUUUGACAAGAUGUGAAACUGUUUUUCAGACCCGGAUUAAAUAUCAAGUGACGACAAGGAAAAUUUAUUAAUCUCAUCAUGUGGACUGCUACAAGGGGAAUGUUUCUGUCCCUUGUUGUUUCGGAUUUUUGAUGAAUUAUUUUUAGGGAGUAAACGAACUUGAAAUAAUUGGCGUGGGCCCAUUCUGUAGCUGACCGAGUGACAAGGGGAUUAUUUGAAUUGAAUCCACAUUUGGAGUUAUAUUGUGGUGUGUUUUUUUAGUAUAUUGUGAAGCCGAGUUUCAAAAUGGUGUUACUCGGAAAUGGAAGUUGGUCCGAUCAGGCCAACAUGCAGGCCAAAGUGUCUGGAAGCUGGUCGGAACAAGCGAUGUCGCUCCUGCUGCAGAAGAAACUACAAGAACACAGAUUAUUGGAGUUGCAACGCGCACCUGCCAAACCAAAGACAUUCCACAUGGCGCCUUCACACAUAGACCACCACGUGCAUUCUCAGUCUACAAAGAAAUCAGAAAUGGAUAAGUAUGAAAGAAUAAUGAAGAUCGGAGAGGGAUCGUAUGGUGUUGUUUUCAAGUGUCGUCACAGAGAAACUGGACAGUUGGUGGCCAUUAAAAAAUUCGUGGAGUCAGAAGAUGACCCUCAGAUCCGGAAGAUCGCAUUGAGGGAAGUACGGAUGCUGAAGCAAUUGAAACAUGAAAAUUUAGUAUCAUUGCUUGAGGUGUUCAGAAGAAAGAAGAAACUCCACCUGGUGUUUGAGUAUGUGGAUGACACACUCCUGGGCGAACUUGAGAGGAAUCCAAGAGGGGUAAAAGAAAAAGAAACCAAAAAACUUGUAUAUCAGGUGAUUCAAGCAGUCAAGUUCUGCCAUCAACACAAUGCUAUUCACAGAGAUGUAAAGCCAGAAAACAUCCUCAUCACAAGACAAGGGGUCGUCAAACUAUGUGAUUUUGGUUUUGCAAGGACAGUCACAGGUCCUGGAGAUGAGUACACAGACUACGUGGCCACCCGGUGGUACCGGGCCCCAGAGUUGCUAGUCGGGGACACACAGUACGGGCCCCCUGUGGAUGUGUGGGCCAUCGGCUGUGUGCUGGCCGAACUCAUGACGGGAGAAGCCUUGUGGCCGGGCCGGUCGGAUGUGGACCAAUUAUUCCUCAUCAGAAAAAGUCUAGGGGAUUUACUGCCUCGGCAUUUAGAAAUAUUCAACAGUAACAGUUUCUUCAAGGGGAUGACUAUUCCUGAACCAACACAGAUGGAACCUCUUGAUUACAAGUUUAAAGAUCAAAAUCCUAUUGCAGUCCAUUUCUUAAUGUGUUGUCUGUUAAUGGACCCUGAUAAGCGCCACACUUGUCAGCAACUCUUGGAACACAAGUACCUGGACUCAACGCGAGAGGGGCUCGAGAGCCGGCCAGUACAUCGACAUCAUCAUCAUCGCUUCAGGCGGCCUCCAGUACAGAAACAAUGGGUAGUUCCAUCACUGCCAACCUUGCAGCCAAAUCCUUUGUCGAACUCUCCGAACCCAGGGAACAUGGGAAGGAUCCCACGGUAUGCGAACCACAGAGGCGACCAUCUUCCCAACAUCUGAAUUUUAGGCCAAGGGUGCAGUCGUCCGGACGGCAACUGAGGGGUUGUUUGUCCGGCCAGCUCCUGGUGGCCUCGUCCUGUUGUCUGGGAGCAACAGAGCAUGUGUUAUUUUGCACUGUUUUGCUUUAAAAAAAGACAGAGUUCUGCUUGUCAACUUCUUAUUCUACGCACUAGGAUCUUGUGAAGGUGUAGCUUAUCCUGGCUUCAAGGAAGACGUCGACGGUACGUCCUGUACACAGUGUCUGCCAGGAAUAGUCAGGGCAGUGAAUUCAUGUUGAACAAGGAAGACUGACAUAGGGCCGUCAAUAAUAAUUUUGUGUUUCCCUUCUCCAUGCUUGGCUGCAGAACAAGUGGGCUUGUGGGUGAAGAAAAUGAAAAAAAAGGUUUUGGUUGAGAUUAUAGUUGAUAAUUUGGGUCUACAAUUUGACAUUUAGCAGUUGCUGUGUCAAAUUUUAAAGAACGAAAAACUGGGUCUUCAGAGAUGGAAAUAACAAAGCAAGAAGCAGAGUUACUUCCCUUUUUUGAAUAACCUUUACUAUAAAAUACGGAUUCGAUAUUUUUUGAAAACGAAAUGUGUUAAUUAUUUUUUGUCAGGGCAUAGAAUCAAGUGGAUGAAUGCGUGCAUAAUGUUGUUUGUCCGGUAGGAUAUGAGAAACACACAAAAAUACAGACAGCCUGAUAUGACAGUCCUUAUUCACUGCUCUCUGAAUUAUGUACAUUUUUAUUCACUGUAUGAAGCAAAUAAUCCUACAAAAUCUCUAAAAUAUGACGUCUAUAAACUUAAAAUAAGGCAAUUUCUUUAACUAGUUAAUAUUUAUUUGCAUUAAGCAUUGCUGAUGCGUUUUUGGAAUGUUAAAACAAAAUAGGUAUACAUUAAAAAUAAUAAUGAAUGUGCAUAACAUUGAAAAAAAGAAUGUUCUCAAUGUGAAAGUAAUAUUAUUUAUGCAAAAAACACAUGGACUCCCUGCUUGUACAAACCCUCCUGCAACAAAUAUAAAUAUUUUUAUUAAAUUAUCCUUGUAGGUUUAGAUAGAGGUAUAUUUCGUUGUCCUCAGGUGAUCGUGUAGCAAGGCAAAGCAUCGUUAAGGAAUAUUUUAUGACUAUGUGGAAAUGUUGCUAGCUUAUGUCCAGUUCCGAGGUCGGCACGCACGUAUAGUUGCGUGAGGACCCAUUCCACUUAUGCAUUCACAAGUUUGCUUACAAAACAUCCAAUCUCACGAACUUGUGAUUUUCUGAUGUUGGCAGCACUUCCAAUCCAUUUCAUGUAGCUUGUGUUACCAUGUGUUAUUGUUGUGUCAUGCUUGUGUUCCUUAAAUUAUGGCUAAUUCUCUAUGCGGGUAGUAACCACUGUGCCUGAUUUGAUCAACAAUGUUUGAUCAACAAUGUUUGAUCAACAAUGUUUGAUCAUUGCCAGAGGUGAUUGGAAAUAUUUCUUUUGUUCUGUAUGGUUUAAAUGAUGACGUGACAAUUUACUUGAAUCGAAUAAGUCUGAGAUGCAGUCAGAGUUUAAAUUUUAAAUUGUGUUAUUAUUGCUAUUUAUGUUAAUUUUAUCGGUCUUUAUUUUUUUGGUAACAAAUCGUUUUCAAAUUGGUCUAUGAUUAACAAUAGGGACUACUUUGGAAAUGCAGUUUGAAAUACGUUAUCAGAAAUUGGAAUAUUUCUUUUUUGGAUUUGAAUUGGUUUUUGACGACUUUUCUGUGUAUUUCAUGAAUGUGUACUUUUGGUGUGUAUUGACACUUAGCUGGCUUACUGGGGGGUAGUUGUGUGGACGAAGAAGCUAGCUUGUUGCACGUGUUAACACCCCUCAACAACCUGUUGUCUCCCUCAUGACAAGGAUUUGGGUCAAUGUAAGGCGUAUAAUUCCCAGUCAGAACCUUAGAUGUUAUAGCAUUUAUACUACAUUGGAUUUCCGUGGACAUCUGUAUUUAUUGUUGAUAAAUGUCAGGAAAUCUUCACACAUUCACUCUCACACUUCAUCCUUGUAAAGGGAAUCACAAUAUGCAACUUCAACACCUAACUCAAAUCACAAUACGGUUUUCUAAUAAGAAGCACUUUUUUAAUGAUUCUUGAUAAUCAGCGUUAUUAUUCAUAAUUCAUGUGAAGAGUAUCUACUGUUUCAUACUUUUUACCAAUGAGCCAUGUUGGGUUGGUUCUAAUCUCGUCUCAGAUUCUUCUGUUGUGACAAUCUCAUUGAAAUCAGAUCUUUUACCCUGAUUGGGUACCUUUCAUCAAGAUUUGACAAACUCGCCAUGUUAGGUCGUGUGACGUGAAUUUUCUGAUUAGUCACUGGAGCUUCUGAAUUGUUGGUGCAAGCCAGCAAAGUAUUCGGAGUAGCAUGUCUGAUUUCAGUAUCUAGUAAACAGAUAUAAACAGGCAGUUACAAAUGGAGAUAAAUAUGACAGGGCUGUUCUGGAUAUUUUAGUAUUUUACACCUUGUCCUUUCUGUGUACUAUCAAGGGAAUAUUUGCAUUUAGUGUGGGUUUUGUUAAGACUGUUAAACUAGUAUGUAACCAAUAAACAGUUGUGUAAUCAAUAAGCAAUUGUGUACAAUCAACCUGGGAAAGGGCCUCCCUACAUUAAUGUAUUCCUUGAUGAGUAAAAUCCUGGAAUACAGUAUUGGACUACCAUUGGCCUUGGAAUAUUUAAGGAUUUAUUUUUAAAUGGAAAUUUUUUAAAAAAUGCGUCGAACUUUAUGAUGAUGCAGGCGGUGCCUGAGAACCAAGACUAUUUUUGUUUUAGCCUUAGAAUAUCAAAUUGGAGUAACAGAUCUGAGUUUAUUGAGCUUGUUUUUUGUCAUUUUGUCAUGUACACCAAUGCAGAAUUGGAGAGUGCCUCAACACUCUAUGGCAGCUCUGAUGUAGGAGUAUUCCUCAUUUAACCUGGUCUUAAGAGGACUUCCCACACAGUUUCUUAAACUUUGUACAGACUUGUGAAUAAGCAGGGACCAAGCUGCUGUCAGGGCAUUUAGCUCACCCUGUAUAUUCCUUUCCGGUUUACUCGGUUGUUAUGUACAUACAUUUACGUGUACCUGUGAUUGAAGCGCAUGUUCCAUGGUGGAUUUGAUGAUGCCUGGUUCGAUUCCUACAUUACAGUCUUAAGCCAAGCACCUGCUCCACUGGCCUCGUCCACAUUUCUCAAGCUGGAUCUGCAUUUUAUAUCUGGAUUGUAUUUAUUGUUUGGUAUUUGUAAAAUAAGGACAUAACAUACAGUAGUAACAUUAAAAGCCAGUAAAAGUUACUCAAGGACGUUUUCACUCAUAUAUGAAUUCAUGAAAUAUUUUAUUUGAAGUCUCUUUUGAAACUACCGUAUUCGAUGUAAUAAGCGCCCCACUCUAAUAAGUGCCCAAGGCGAUAUUUAUUAAUAUAUUAGCUUGUGAACAAUCCCAAUUAGCACCCCUUCCGAUUUAUCAAUGUACACAAGACUUAUUUAUUUGUGUAUAAUACGCACUCGUGUGUUAUAUGCACCCUUAAUUAUGGGCAAUUAAAAUAAAAAUAUAUCUCGUACAUAAACAUUUCAGGCUAUCAGCAUAAACCAUGAAAUUUGUCUUUCAACUCUGGUUUUUUUCCCACCAAAAUACCAUUCUAAUAAGAGCCCCCUAUUUCUAAUUUUGAGAGCGCCCUGGGCGCUUAUUAUGUCGAAUACGGUAUUUGUUGGUAAUGAAAUUUUUUAUCCAUAAGGGAAAGAAAUUGAUCUUUUAGUCGACAGAACGUAUUGAGUAUGCAUACAGAAUGAUAUGCGUGACCCCCAUUUUGUCUAUAUUUCUGUAUUUUAUUGAUGUUGUGUCAUCAUCUACAUCUCAUCCAUGUCUCUGUUUAUUUUUCUUGGAACAAAGUUGGGGUAUUUUCCAACACUUUCACAGACUGAUGUCAAAGGAUAGAACUUUUUGGACCGAUUUUGGAAGAUCAAUUUUUCAACAAAAAAAGUGACCCAAAAUUUGGUAUUUGAACAAGUCCCGUUAAUAUGAAAGUGCUUCUUUGUUUCGUUGUUGUGUUAUGUUGUCACCUGUUGUUAUUCUGUUACCGUGGUUACCAUUUCAUUGAAUCAUGUUGCUAUCACUGUGACAACUGUAUGCAUCGUCACACUGUGCUAUAGUCAGCUGCAAGCUGGACUUCUGAAAUAGGAGACAAAGUGUCAGUUUUGUAUUGUUGUCAUUGUUUUGUCAGAUUGUUAUCUUCACCAUCAUACCAUUAUCAUGAUUGUCAUACUUCUUGGUCUGGGCCUCGUUCCUCAAAGCUAUCUUAGCGCUAAGGUGAUCGUAAGUGCCAUACUUUAACAUAGGCUUGCGAUCAUCAUAGCGCUAAGACCGCUUUGAGGAACGGGGUCCUGGACUUUUAAGUAGUUUAAUGGGCUUGUUAUUGACAUCACUGGGAAUUUUCUUUUCUUCUGAGAUUUAAAGUUAAACGUACACCUUAUUCAGGCAAUUGUAAAAAAUAUUACUAUUUUUGUUGGUUUCUUUCGAAUGAAGACUAUUUCUCACAUUAAGGUUAUGAAGAUGUAAAAUCAAUCUUCAACACAUAUAUUUUCUAUUUUCGUAUAUUUCCCAAAGAUUUUUGCGAGGCAAACUUAAGGAAAGGUUACCUGUUUCUGUUUUGUGUUUUUGUUUUGUGGAAUAGAAACACAUAUUUCACCUGUUUCUUGUUUUAGGAAACAUCCAGGAUACGGACAGUUUUCUGACGUGAAACACUUGUGAUAGCCGUGAAACACUUGUGAUAGCCAUGAAUUCUACCAUGAAAUUGGAAAAUAAGUGAUUAUGAUUUGUCAGAGGUUUCAAAUCAAAGUAACCACCUCUGAUUGAUACAGCUGAUUUGACAGCUGCAUAUUCAUAGAAAAGUAUUUCUUUCUCAAUCACUAGGCAUUUUUUUAAUGACUGAAUAAGUUACAAAAAUAUUCAAAGUAUGUGUGGUAAUACAUUUUGGGCAGAAAACAAUAAAAAUCAAGUUUAGGGACAAGAGAGAGCUUCAAAUAUAGCGUUUUUCUAUAUUGGACAGUGACACAUGUUGUUGCAUCACAAUGAGUGAGUGAGUGAGUAUGGUUUAACGCCGCUUUUAGCAAUAUUCCAGCAAUAUCACGGCGGGGGACACCCGAAAUGGGCUUCACACAUUGUACCCAUGUCAGGAAUCAAACCCGGGACUUCGGUGUAAAGAUCGAACGCUCUAACCACUAGGCUACCGACCGCCCCCACAAUGAGUGAUGUACAGUGUAGAACUAAACCUUGCAAGGCUUACUUAGUUUUCGUUUGUGCCAGUUUAACAAAGGGCAUACCCAAAGUCAAGGCCUGAGCUGGAGGUAUUGACGCUAGGGCCAUGGAAAUGGAGUAUUCUACCUCCCCCCACGUUAUUGUGUUGCCACGACAAACAUGUAUCGUCAUGCGCAUGCCAUCAUGUCACUCAUUAUCUCAUUCAUGUCCGUCCACCCAUUCCGUCCUGUGGUCGCAUCAUAUUACUAUGUUCAAUAUGUUUGUCAAAUGGCCAAAAUUGUUUACAUCAUAAUACUUGUCAAAUUGUUUGUUUUUUCUCUCAACUAUUCCAAUUUCUAGCAAAGGGUAAUAAUUUCUGUUGUUAAUUAUAUCACUAGAAUAAAUACUGAUCAUUC